AUGUAUUUAUUAAAUAUGGGGCGCGCCAUCCUGCUGACUCUCACCGUCAUGUCCAUGCUACUGUGCCAGGGCUUUUGUUCGGGAGUUUUUGAGCUCAAGCUGCAGGAGUUCCUAAACAAGAAGGGAAUACAAGGGAACAAAAACUGCUGUAAGGGAGGCCUGGCUUCGUCUUUCCAGCAGCAGUGCGAGUGUCAAACCUUCUUCAGGAUCUGUCUCAAGCACUACCAGCCCAACGCCUCCCCGGAGCCUCCGUGCACGUACGGCGGAGCUGUGACGCCUGUCCUCGGCUCCAACUCGUUCCAGGUCCCUGAUGUCAUCCCGGAGAGCUCAUUCACCAACCCCAUCAGGAUUAACUUCGGCUUCACGUGGCCCGGGACCUUCUCGCUGAUCAUUGAGGCAUUACACGCAGACUCCAAAGACGACCUCUCCACAGAGAACCCAGAGCGCGUAAUCAGCACCCUGAUCACGCAGAGGCAUCUGACGGUGGGAGACGACUGGUCCCAGGACCUGCACACCAGCGGCAAGACCGAGCUCAAGUACUCGUAUCGGUUCGUGUGUGACGAGCACUACUACGGGGACGGCUGCUCGGUGUUCUGCCGGCCCAGAGACGACGCGUUCGGGCACUUCACGUGCGGGGAGCGCGGGGAGAUUGUGUGCGACGCUGGCUGGAAGGGGCAGUACUGCACGGAGCCGAUCUGCCUCCCAGGCUGCGACGAAGAACACGGCUUCUGCGAGAAACCCGGCGAGUGCAAGUGCAGAGUGGGAUUCAAGGGCCGCUACUGCGAUGAGUGCAUUCGUUACCCGGGCUGCCUCCACGGGACCUGCCAGCAGCCCUGGCAGUGCAACUGUCAGGAGGGAUGGGGCGGACUCUUCUGCAACCAAGAUCUCAACUACUGCACUCACCACAAGCCCUGCAUGAAUGGAGCCACUUGUAGCAACACCGGCCAGGGCAGCUACACCUGUUCCUGCAGGCCGGGCUUCACUGGGGCCAGCUGUGAGAUCCAGGUCAACGAAUGCGCUGGAAACCCCUGCCGCAAUGGAGGAAGCUGCACUGAUUUGGAAAACACAUAUACCUGCACUUGCCCUCACGGUUUCUAUGGCAACAACUGCGAGCUGAGUGCCAUGACGUGCGCUGACGGGCCCUGCUCCAACGGCGGCCGCUGUGCUGACAACCCAGACGGAGGAUACUUCUGCCAGUGCCCCACAGGAUACGCAGGCUUCAACUGUGAGAAGAAGAUCGACCACUGCACCUCGGCCCCGUGCUCCAACGGUGCCCGCUGUGUUGACCUCGUCAACUCGUACCUGUGUCAGUGUCCUGACGGUUUCUCUGGCAUGAACUGCGACCAGACCGGCGAUGAGUGUUCCAUGUACCCUUGCCAAAACGGCGGGACGUGCCAGGAAGGUCCCACUGGCUACACCUGCACCUGCCCGCCAGGAUACACCGGACGCAACUGCAGCUCCCCCAUCAGCCGCUGCGAACACAACCCGUGCCACAAUGGCGCCACCUGCCACGAGAGGAACAACCGCUACGUCUGCGCCUGCGUUCCCGGUUACGGCGGCAGAAACUGUCAGUUCUUGCUCCCAGAGCACGCCGCCAUCCGCGGGUCAGAGGUGCCGUGGAUGGCCGUGGGGUCCGGUGUGGCCCUGGUGCUGCUGCUGCUUGCAGGCUGCGCGGUACUCGUAGGAUUUUACCGCUCAAAAGCCCAGCGCGACAGUCCUAUAGAAUUCGUAGGUGAGGUAGAGACAAUAAAUAACCUUACUAACAACUGUCACCGCAGUGACAGAGACCUGGCGGUCAGCGUGAUGCCCACGCCAGGCGUCAAAAAUAUCAACAAGAAGAUGGACUUCUGCAGCGCUGACCCCGAUGAAGGGUCUUCACCAGCGAGGAGCAGCUUCAAGAGCCGGCAUCCGCCUGCAGACUACAACCUCGUACACGAGGUCAACUACGAGCAGGCGGCCAAAGAGGCCAUGCUGGAGGCGGCCUGCGAGGACAAGUGCCAAUCCCUGGACUCGUUUGAGUUCGAGGAGAAACGCAGCAAACGUUUAAAAAGCGAUGCAUCAGAAAAGAAAGCCCCAGAAAUGUCUGCAUGUGCGGACACCAAGUACAAAUCUGUGUUUGUGAUGUCAGAGGAAAAGGACGAAUGUAUAAUUGCAACUGAGGUGUAACGAGCCACCAGUGGGCCGCCCGUUGCUCUUUUGCUCUAAUGGGAGAGUUUUUAUACUCCUUCAGAUGCUGCUCUAAACCCUAGGGGGAGGUGUCCC
Molecule: messenger RNA, 2262 nt
Organism: Cheilinus undulatus (humphead wrasse)
Lineage: Eukaryota; Metazoa; Chordata; Actinopteri; Labriformes; Labridae
Gene: dla
Product: deltaA
Exons: 11
Coding region: 1-2166 (721 amino acids)
Biological process (GO): Notch signaling pathway; establishment or maintenance of epithelial cell apical/basal polarity; multicellular organism development
Cellular component (GO): protein-containing complex; plasma membrane
Molecular function (GO): calcium ion binding
Source: RefSeq, a predicted model, not a curated record